This is a messenger RNA of Melampsora larici-populina 98AG31, 706 nucleotides long. RefSeq lists its product as uncharacterized. The coding region runs from base 28 to 498 and encodes 156 amino acids. The transcript has 2 exons. The record is from RefSeq and is a predicted model, not a curated record. NCBI's taxonomy places the organism in Eukaryota, Fungi, Basidiomycota, Pucciniomycetes, Pucciniales, Melampsoraceae.
UCUGAUAGGUUUGGACAUGGUCCAUUGAUGACACCUCAACAAAUCUCGCAACAAUCCAAAUCAAACACUCAUUCAAAUCAAAUUCAAAAUGAACUCAAGCGGAAACAAUCUCUUAAUUCAAGUCUACCUGAAAUCUCUAAGAAGACACGUAUAAUUGAGAUUGAUAAUUCAGAUAAUCAGAACAGUGAUGUAGAAAAGCCUGAUCAGUCAAGAACAAAGAUAGAAUCGAAUCAAGUAAACCCAAUGAUGAACCAGAUACGUCAACCACAGACUACGGUAAAUCGGAAUCCUCAUCCUAAUGUAGGCUCAUCUUCUCACAACAAACCAAUGAAUCCUCCACGUGCACCAAUGCCUGCAAAGAAAAAUCCAGUCAACCUGUUCAUCAAACAAAAAAAACCCACUCGAAUCUCAGCACCUAGAGAAGGAGAUGAAUUAGAUACUCGUACUACAAAAGAAAGAAUAGCAGAUGAAAUGAAAACUUUAAGAAGACCUAAAUAAUGAAAAUAAUGAGAAGAUAUCUUUAUGUGUGUGUAAAGUUUUGAACUAAUUUACGAAAAACAUUGAUUUUUAAUCGUUUCACUUUCACAUUUCAACUUUUUUCUUUCUUUUAUUCUUCUUGAUUGCAUAUUUGUUUUUAAGAUUUAUUUACUUAGUAUAUCUAGAAAAUUUAAAAGAAGAAAAUGUAAUAAUUAUUUCUCGUGGCUUG